CCGGAGCUGUGCAUAAAGUGAGCCGGCGGACUGCAGAGCGCGUCUUUGUAGGGAGACCGCCGAGCCGAGCGCUGACAGCGGGGCCUCCCCGAUGAGCCGCCCGCACUGCAGAGCCCGUCUCCUGUGACAGCAGCAUCGCCUUUUCUACCUUUUCUUACAAUCAUGGUGCUGGGGAAGGUGAAGAGUUUAACCAUCAGCUUCGACUGUCUGAACGGCAGCCAUGUCCCCGUGUACUCCAGCGGGGACUCCGUCUCAGGGAAGGUGAAUCUGGAAGUGACCGGGGAGAUCCGGGUGAAGUCCCUGAAGAUCCAUGCCAGGGGACAUGCCAAAGUGCGGUGGACGGAGUCCAGGAACGCCGGCUCCAACACUGCCUACACCCAGAACUACACCGAGGAGGUGGAGUACUUCAGCCACAAGGACAUCCUGAUCGGCCACGAGAGAGAUGAUGAUAAUUCUGAAGAAGGACUGACCACUAUUCUUUCAGGACGCCAUGAAUAUGCAUUUAGUUUUGAGCUUCCACAGAUACCACUCGCUACCUCAUUUGAAGGCAGACACGGCAGUGUACGUUAUUGGGUAAAGGCAGAGUUGCACAGAGCCUGGCUGCUACCAGUAAAAUUAAAGAAGGAAUUCACCGUGUUUGAACAUAUAGAUAUCAACACUCCUUCAUUACUGUCACCACAAGCGGGCACAAAAGAGAAGACUCUGUGUUGCUGGUUUUGUACCUCAGGUCCAAUAUCCUUAAGUGCCAAAAUCGAAAGGAAGGGCUAUACCCCAGGUGAAUCCAUUCAGAUCUUCGCAGAGAUUGAGAAUUGCUCUGCCAGAAUGGUCGUGCCAAAGGCAGCCAUUUAUCAGACGCAGACUUUCUAUGCCAAAGGGAAAAUGAAGGAGGUGAAGCAGCUUGUGGCCAACUUGCGGGGAGAAUCCCUUUCUUCUGGAAAAACGGAAACCUGGAAUGGCAAGCUGCUGAAGAUUCCGCCUGUAUCCCCCUCAAUCAUUGACUGCAGCAUUAUCCGCGUAGAAUAUUCUCUCAUGGUAUAUGUGGAUAUUCCAGGCGCCAUGGAUUUAUUUCUUAACUUACCUCUGGUCAUUGGGACAAUUCCUUUGCACCCAUUUGGCAGUCGGACAUCCAGCGUAAGCAGUCAGUACAGCAUGAAUAACUGGCUGGGAUUAGUUCUACCAGAGCGACCUGAAGCACCUCCAAGCUAUGCAGAAAUUGUCACAGAAGAGCAAAGACAGAAUAUGGGCUCAUCGAGUAUUUGUGAUAAUUUUGAGUUGGCACUUCAAGGACCACUGUUUGCUUAUAUCCAAGAAUUUCGUUACCUGCCUCCACCUCUUUACUCAGAGGUUGAUCCAAACCCAGAUCAGCCAAUAGCUGAACAUCCCUCCUGCCCAUCUCGUUGAAGUAAUGUGCAAUAUUCUGCCGAUGAGACUUAAGUUAACUGCCGACCACGAGACGUGGCGGCCAUAGUGGAGACUACAGUUUGAGCCUCUCCUUGGAAGCUGGAAACUGAAUCAACCUGUGGUCCUAAUUAUGGCGCUUACAGCUUUCUAACACGUUUGCGCUCCAUACUUUUUGGAAGUCGGACUGCCUUGCUGUUGGCACACAAAGAUGCUGCGCACUCAGGGCACACAGUCAAGCGGCAAGAUGCUCUGUGCGUAGUGAAAAGAGGAUUAGGGUUCCUCUGUAACACUGAAUUACCACCCCUUCAGCCUGUAUGUAGAGCAGCCCGGAAUCACUACAGCUUUCCUCCGUGCGCUUGGUUGUCUUGUGCACACCAAGACGCAACGAAGAGACAAUGCAGUGACAGAUGCACUAUAUUUUUUUUGUUUUAUUGUAGCCUGGGCUCUACUUGCUUAGUACUGUCCACUAUGGCUGCAUGUGCACCAUCUUCAGCUUGCAUACAGCAGUGGAUUUCUUUACACCCAUCCAAUGCCUUCAUGCCAUUUUAUUGCUGUUAUGAUUUUGCAGCCUACUGUUGUAGAAUAGCAUCAAUUCCAGUGGGUUAGAGAAAAAUGCAGAAGAGAGAGCGAAAAAGACUAUAUUAGGAAAUCAGACUUUCUGUAAGAUAAGCUUACCUUCUAUCAAAGACAUCUCGCCUUUAUACUGUCACCCCAAGCAGGAUUUUGUUACAGACUUCCUACAAAUCACUUAAUCUCAGGAGAUUUCAUCACUUGCCAAACUUUAGAAUGCUCUGUGUCUGUACGUUGCACUGUACAGUGUGGGGAGUUAUGAGGCGGUGUUAGCUAAUAUGCACAAGAAAGCAAAAUGAGAAGAAAAAAAAUAACUCCCUUUUUUUUUUUUUGCAGGAAGAUAGGGCAUUAAAUAUUUUUGCUUUUUUUUUAUUUUUUCCUUGGCUUGCUAGCAGAUAAGAUUUUGUAAGUGUUACGUCAUGAAAAUUAGGAAGGGCGUGCAGGCACACAGUCCGUCCCCACUGAUAUAAUAACACUUUACCAAUGCACAAAGUUGUUAAUUUUGCUUGAGAUUUGACAUAUGGUGUUUCAUUUUUUUUAUUUUAUUUUUUUUUGUGCAUUUUUGUUACUGAAUCAUUUAUGCACUGCUGUAAUGAAGUAGCCUUUUUAAUGGGACAUUGAAAAGCUAAUGUAUUACUGCGCUCAUCGCUACAAAAUGGUUAAAGCGUAGCACAUGAGAUGAGUGCUUGCAUCAAACCAAGUCACGUCCGAUCACUGUCCGCUGUACGGCCUAGCAGGAAGGAUCCGCCACCGGGUCGGGAAUAUUACAGAUACAGUUGCUCUCCUGAUGAGAAAGAGCUUGUGACAUCCACUAUAAUCCAUGCUCUUUGCAAGUGUCCUUCUUAAGCUAAUUUUAGUUAAGGUUCAGUUUAAAAAGAAGAAAGAAAAAAAAAAACUUCCAUAGUGAAGAGAGAAAUUAUUAGUCACGUUUUAAGUGAUUCGUCUGACGUUUUGGUUUUCUCUAUCCGACAUAAGAGGAAAUGACAGUAGUCUUGACAUUUCCCUUCUUGUUCUCCUUAUUCCUCCCCUGGAUCACUGUUUGUGUUUUAAGCGCUGAUUAGUUCUUAUGUAAUUAGCAUUAAAACAUAUGUAUUUUUCUUUUCUUUUUUUUUUUUUUUCAUAAUCUAGAAAAUGGGGAACAAUUCCUGGCUUGCCUACGAAGCUGUCGGCAACGUUUAUGUCUGAAUAGGGUUGACCAAUAUUAAUAGCCACUGCAGAUGUAUGUGAGGUUUAGCAUUAAGGCCACUGGCACUGUAUCGCAUGAAAUGUGGUAAAUCAAAAAAAAAAAUGCUUAAAAACUUCUGCAACGUUUGUGAAAAUAUUUAUUUGCUCUGUUGUUUAGAGGCAUUAUGUUUUUUUUUUUUUUUUUUUUUUUUUUACAUGUAUUGGUUUUUCUUAAAAAAAUGAAGAAGAAAAAAAAAAAAAGUUG
Messenger RNA from Bufo bufo (common toad), 3400 nucleotides. RefSeq names its product arrestin domain containing 3 (gene ARRDC3). Gene Ontology annotation, cellular component: cytoplasm. NCBI's taxonomy places the organism in Eukaryota, Metazoa, Chordata, Amphibia, Anura, Bufonidae. The record is from RefSeq and is a predicted model, not a curated record. Gene Ontology annotation, biological process: protein transport. Bases 163 to 1401 code for a protein of 412 amino acids. The transcript has 8 exons.